Molecule: messenger RNA, 1185 nt
Organism: Camellia sinensis
Lineage: Eukaryota; Viridiplantae; Streptophyta; Magnoliopsida; Ericales; Theaceae
Source: RefSeq, a predicted model, not a curated record
AUGUCAGCGUCUGUUCUCAUCUCUGCUGCUCAGGGGAUCCUGAAUCCCUUGAUUCCACUAGCAACUGAACAGAUCAAACUGGCUUGGGGUUUCAAGGAUGACCUUCAAAGGCUUGAAGACAGGUUGAAAUUGACACAAGCUCUGUUAUGUGAUGCUGAGAACCACCGAGGACGAGUAAAUCUAAAAACAAUGCAAGUUUGGCUGAAGAAACUCAACUCUGUUGUGUGCAGUGCUGAUGACGUGCUGGAUGAACUUGCCUUUGAAGUCCUUCGACGAAAGUUAGAGGUACAAAACCGAUUCAUGAGGAACAACAAGGUAUGCAAGUUCUUCUUCUUCUGCCUCUCAAAUCCACUGCCAUUUCGUUUCAAGAUGGCUAAUAAGGUCAAGAAUAUCAAUUUGUUAUUAGACAAUCUUAAGAAAGAUGCAGAAGGCAUCGGUCUUAGACCAGCUGAUCAGAUCUUAAAUGCUAGUACUAGUGUUGAACCUAGAGAAGUCAAUUUCAGGCUGACUAUCCCCUUUGUAGAUGAUAAACAAGUUGUGGGAAGGGAUGGUGAUGUGUCAACAGUGAUAGACAUGAUGCUUGGCUCUGACAACACUGUAGAUGAUUUACCUGUCAUUGCCAUUGUAGGAAUGGGUGGGGCGGGUAAGACAACCCUUGCUCAACUAGUUUACAAACAUGAUGAGGUGGUGAAGACUUUUGGUGAGCAGAGAAUGUGGAUUUGUGUCUCUGAUGAUUUCAAAGUUGAAGGGCUAUUGAAUGAGAUGGUUGAGUGUCUCACUGGGAAUAAGUGUGAAACACAAAAUGUUCAAGGAAUAGUGAAAAAGCUUGGAGAAAAACUAAAUGGAAAAAAGUAUUUGCUCGUGCUAGACGAUGUGUGGAAUGAAAAUCAAGACAAAUGGGUGCGCAUGAGAGAUUCUUUGCUAGGGAUAGGUGGUUCCAAGGGAAGUAAAAUUAUGGCUACAACCCGUAGUAUGGAUGUGGUAUCAACCAUGAGGACGUCUCCCUCUCUCACUCAUCAUUUGAACCAACUAUCAGAAAAUGAUAGUUGGACCAUGUUUAGGAAAAGAGCAUUUGCUAAUGGAGGACCAACAGAGACUCAGAAGUUGGUGGACAUUGGUGGAAAAAUGGUGAAAAAGUGUAAGGGUGUGCCAUUGGCAAUAAAGACACUAGGAGGUUUAAUGUAA